Molecule: messenger RNA, 1403 nt
Organism: Panicum virgatum (switchgrass)
Lineage: Eukaryota; Viridiplantae; Streptophyta; Magnoliopsida; Poales; Poaceae
Exons: 6
Coding region: 85-1311 (408 amino acids)
Cellular component (GO): cytoplasm
Molecular function (GO): exopolyphosphatase activity
Source: RefSeq, a predicted model, not a curated record
UGGCGGUUCUGUCACAGAGAGCACGUCCGUCCGCCGGCGAGGAGUUCUUAGCUUGGCUCCUCUUGCACACGUACAGCUGCUGCCAUGGAGGUGGACGGGGCGCCGGACCUGACCGAUUUCAUGAGCGACUGGUUCUUCGGCAUGGUCGGCGCACGGCACAGCGACGGCGGGUACGACCUGACCGGCGAGAGCAGCAAGAGGCCAGCAUCGCCGGCGGGGAAGAAUAAGCAGGGGAAGAGCGGCGGCGGGAGCGCUAGCAAGCAGACGCAGGAUUGGCUGGAGGAGGCGAAGAGGAUGGUCGGGGCCGGAUCGCCGGGGCGGAUGGGCUCGCCGUCCAGGCAGGUGCCCCGGUUCGCCGGCGGGUCCGGGACGACGGAGCCCUCGCCGACGCUCGACCGCCGGGACCCGAUGUCGCGGUCCGCCAGAAGGAACUGGCAGCCGGGCGGUAUCGGCGACGAGAUCCUGCAGCGGGCGUCCCUUUCGUCCCCUCCGCGCUCCGAUCCCUUCGCCUCCUCCGCGCCGCCCUCCCCGACUCCCUCCCUGCCCCCAAACCCGCAGUUGUCACGACGCAAGUCCCGCUUCCGCGACGGCCCUACCCCCGAAUCCCCCCACCGGCGCACCACCUCCACAUCCACCUCGCCCACCUCCGCGGCGCACUCCCGCCACCGCCGCCGCGCCUCCGCAUCUUCUGCCCCAGCAUUCGCCGCCGAUGGCUUCGACAACGGUGUCGCCCGCCUUAACUCCUUCCUCCACCGUCAGCGCGCCGUGAUCGACGAUCUAGCCACAGGGAACCUCCCCGCGUCCAGGCCCACCAAGCUCGUGCUCUCCGACACCUCCAAAAGUGUGAGCUCGAUUGUGGCGGCGCUAUGCUACGCGUGGAUGCUGUCGAGCAAGGGGGGUGGCCAGGCAGCAGUGCCGGUGGUGAACAUGCGUCGAAGCAGGAUGGCGAGGUGUAGGCAGGCGGCUUGGCUCCUCUACCACGUCGGGAUCGACGCCUCAGUGCUUCUCUUCGCUGACGAGGUACGCCCCACGGGUCGGAACGCCGACAAUAUGGAUGGACUAAUAAUGAACCAGCAAGUUAGCUUGCUUGUGGUGGGGCAGGAUGUUCUUAAAUCAAAAGCUGAGGUGAGCUCGGUUUGCACAAUCCUGACCAGUACCUAUUGUGAAGAUGCUUAUAGCCUGCUUCAGAGCUUGGACAUAAAGAAAUUUCUGCUUGCAGGUAUCCUAUUAGAUACGAGCAACCUUUCCAAGAAGUGCACAAACAGAGAUUCAGAGGCUGUUUGUCGGGUGCCACAAUUAGGGACACCCUAAUUGGGGUACUAUGAUCGCUUUAAAAAACACAAACACCUGUUAAAGCAACUGGGCCCACAAAGGCCCACGGCCUGCUUCCUAUUCGAAAGAAA